Messenger RNA from Cantharellus anzutake, 2248 nucleotides. Its product is annotated as P-loop containing nucleoside triphosphate hydrolase protein. Gene Ontology annotation, molecular function: ATP binding; ATP hydrolysis activity; ABC-type transporter activity. Gene Ontology annotation, cellular component: mitochondrial inner membrane. The record is from RefSeq and is a predicted model, not a curated record. The transcript has 14 exons. The coding region runs from base 140 to 2248 and encodes 702 amino acids. Gene Ontology annotation, biological process: intracellular iron ion homeostasis; transmembrane transport. Lineage: Eukaryota; Fungi; Basidiomycota; Agaricomycetes; Cantharellales; Hydnaceae.
GUGCGCACACGCCAUAGUUUACUGAGUGAGAUUAAUUGUUCCCCCUUGGCUUGAUACUUUGGCUUCGGUGUACGAGAUCUUCCCGAGGCCAUCUGGUCCUCGGUCUAGCCCACAAAGUUGUGGGCCGUUUGAAUUGUUGAUGCAGUGGAUACAGGGGACGCGCGCCUUGGCCGGCGUGCAUGUCCUUUGUAGAACGCGACAGCGAUGGCCGGCUGCGCAGCGGUUACUACCUGGUCUGUGCCUGAGAGGCUUUCGGAAUGGAACCGCAAUUCAGCCCAGCAUUUUCCCUCCCGUUCGCGUCUACUUGGCUAGGCAUACGUCAACUACGACAACGAAUGCGAAUCUGACAAAAGGAGACACAUCUAAGGCGGCGAACUCCCCCAUAAAGCUCGAUCACGGCCCCAAUGCCACGAUUACUGAUGCUCCAUCAUCGCCAGGCUCCGCAAAUUUGUCACCAGCUCAGCAGAGAAAGGUUGACAUGGCAAUCAUAAAGGAUCUACUGGCCAAUGUAUGGCCUAAAGGACAUCAGGAUACAAAAAUCAGGGUGGUUCUGGCACUUUCUCUUUUGAUUGCAGGGAAGCUCCUGAAUGUCCAAGUUCCAUUCCUCUUCAAGGCCAUCGUUGAUGGUUUAAAUGUCGAGUUCACAUCUGAGUCAACCGUAUGGGUGGUUGCGGGUUCGGCGAUUGCUGGCUAUGGACUUGCGCGAAUAUCUGCUACCCUUUUCUCUGAGUUCAGAAAUGCAGUAUUUGCCAAUGUAGCCCAACGCGCCGUGCGACGUGUCGCCAGUGAUACCUUUAACCAUCUACUACAAUUGGACUCGAAAUUUCAUCUUUCGCGUCAUACAGGUGGACUGACGCGAGCUAUUGACCGAGGAACGAAAGGGAUAACAUUUAUACUUUCGUCCAUGAUUUUCCAUGUCCUGCCAACGGCUUUGGAGAUUAGUAUGGUUUGUGGUAUCCUGACAUACAAGUUUGGCUGGAACUUCGCCGCGGUUACCCUAGGUACCAUGGCAAGUUAUACUUGGUUCACCGUUUCAACCACUGCAUGGAGAACUAAGUUCCGCCGGGAAGCCAACAAGGCAGAUAACAAAGCCGCAGAUGUUUCUGUGGAUUCUUUGAUAAAUUUUGAAGCCGUUAAACAUUUCAAUAACGAGAAAUUCGAGGUCCAGCAGUAUGACAAGCAUCUUGCCACCUACGAGAAAGCUUCCUUAAAAGUUGCAACAUCGUUGGCAUAUUUGAAUUCCGGGCAAAAUGUGAUAUUUUCAACCGCAUUGACAUUGAUGAUGGUUUUGGCGGCCCAAGGCGUAAUAAAAGGCACCAUGACUGUUGGUGAUCUCGUUAUGGUGAACCAGCUGGUCUUCCAGCUUUCUCUUCCUCUGAAUUUUCUUGGAAGCGUAUAUCGCGAGCUAAGGCAAAGUUUGCUCGACAUGGAAACUUUGUUUAAUCUUCAAAAGCAACACGCACCAAUAAAGGAUUCCCCUGAUGCCAAACCAUUAGUCCUUCAUGGUGGCUCGAUACGGUUUGAAAACGUCAAUUUCGGGUACAAUCCCAACCGAAAACUCUUUCACGAUCUCUCCUUCACGGUUCCAGCGGGCAAGAAGGUUGCAAUUGUCGGCCCCUCCGGCUGUGGGAAGUCUACCGUUUUCCGCCUCCUCUAUAGGUUCUACGAGCUCGAUUCUGGUCGCAUUUUAGUCGACGACCAAGACAUCUGCAAUGUUCAGGUGGCUAGCCUACGUGAAACUGUUGGAGUAGUACCUCAGGAUACGCCUUUGUUCCACGCAGACGUGAUGCACAAUAUCCGAUAUGAAGUAUUCGAAGUUGCCAGGAAGGCAAACGUACACGAUGCAAUCGUGCGUCUACCUGAAGGCUAUAAAACUCAAGUUGGGGAGAGAGGUCUCAUGAUCUCCGGGGGUGAGAAGCAGAGGCUAGCGAUUGCUCGAGUUCUGCUCAAGGACCCACCAAUCUUGUUCUUCGACGAAGCGACGUCAGCCCUUGACAGCAAAACAGAGGCUGACCUAAUGCGCAACAUCAACUCCUUGCUUCGCGAGAAGUCCAGAACGAGUAUUUUCAUCGCGCAUCGACUCCGCACUGUCGUAGAAGCAGAUCUGAUCAUUGUGAUGCGGGAUGGCGCAGUGGUGGAGCAAGGGACUCACGACAAGCUUCUUGCCUUGGGCGGCCUUUACGCAGACAUGUGGAAUCAACAGGAGGGCGAAGAUGCUCUGGACGCUGCUGCCAGGACGAUAUCCUGA